AUGGCUGCUUCGGAAGAAGGGACCGGCUGCUUUCUCCCGCGAGGCAGGUCGCAGAGUGACCCCAGCAUCCUUACCGACCCCGCGGGCCCCGGCGUCGGGGAGCACUCAGAUGAGAUGGAGCAGUCCCCUGCAAUGCGUUCUGACUACUUGGUCUCAGGGAUUCGAACUCCGCCCGUGAGGAGGAACAGCAAACUGGCAACACUGGGCAGGAUCUUCAAACCAUGGAAGUGGCGGAAAAAGAAAAAUGAGAAGUUGAAGCAGACAUCUGCAGUGCUGGAGAAGAAGAUGACAGCACGACAAGGUCGGGAUGAACUCAUUAAGAAAGGCCUACUGGAGAUGAUGGAACAAGAUAAUGAAGGCAAAGCCUGCACCGGUGGUGAUGCCACGAGAGCAACACAGAGUGAACCUCCAGCUCCCAUGUGCCAGGCACUUGCCUCAGAAGAGGUGCAACAAGAGAGUAAAACAGCAACCACAACGAAUGUGACCUUGAUUGGUGAGGAGCUGCAUUUGGAUGAGCUGAAAGAAGAUGCAGCCAAGAAACCUUCAGCACCCACGGAAGAAUUUGAAGAUGCCAGCCUGCCAGCAUCUGAAGACAGUCCACAAGCCUUACUUGUAUCUGAAUCCACAGAUUCCCCCCAGAAAGAGACAGAAAGAAACCCAGCCCAGCUUCCUAGCCCUCCAUUGCUCCCAGCUCCACCACCUAAGGCAAUCUCCAAAAUGGCAAAGGGCAUAACAGGAAGUGAGAUAGAUGACCCAGCCAUGAAAUCUCCUCCUUCCACCAUCCUGAAGAAUUAUGUCAUUGUUGGCUCCUCCCAAAUCUCAGGACAAGCUGCCCUCUUCCAUCCCUCCAGCCAGAAAAGUUCAGAUCCCCAUGUCAGAGGACAGGUAACAACACCAACUGGUUCCCCUCACCUGGCUGCCGUCCACCUGCCUUUACCUCCCAGCAAAGUCAUUGAAGAACUCCACAGGGCCUUGGCCACCAAACACCGUCAGGACAGCUUCCAUGGAAGAGAAAGCAAAGGCUCUCCAAAAAAGAGAGUGGAUGUCCGUCCAUCCAGAACAUCGAGUAUUGAGCACAACAAAGAGAAGGAGAACUCCCUGGGUUACAGCAGUGACUCAGAAAACAAGCGGAACUCAGUUAAAGAGUCAGAUGAGAACAAGGAAAACAUGAUCAUGAACUCAGAGCUCAAGGAAGACUCUGUUUUUUAUCAGGACGAGGAAGUUUUGAAUGACUCUGUCAUUUCUGGUACUUUGCCAAGAAAAUGCAAGAAAGAACUGCUGGCAGUAAAGCUACGAAACAGACCAAGUAAGCAGGAGCUGGAAGACAGGAAUAUUUUUCCAAGGAGAACAGAUGAGGAAAGACAGGAAAUCCGGCAGCAAAUUGAAAUGAAACUCUCAAAGCGACUCAGCCAAAGACCUGCUGUUGAGGAGCUAGAAAGAAGAAAUAUCCUUAAACAACGAAAUGAUCAAACAGAACAGGAAGAAAGAAGGGAAAUCAAACAGAGACUGACAAGAAAGCUUAACCAGAGACCUACAGUUGAUGAACUAAGAGACAGAAAGAUCCUGAUUCGAUUCAGUGAUUACGUGGAAGUGGCAAAAGCACAGGACUAUGACAGACGAGCAGAUAAACCAUGGACAAGACUAUCAGCAGCAGAUAAGGCAGCAAUUCGGAAAGAGCUAAAUGAAUACAAAAGCAAUGAAAUGGAGGUACACGCCUCAAGCAAACACUUGACAAGGACUCAGAUUGAUGUCUAUGGCAAGCCAUCACUGCAGUGA
Molecule: messenger RNA, 1776 nt
Organism: Indicator indicator
Lineage: Eukaryota; Metazoa; Chordata; Aves; Piciformes; Indicatoridae
Gene: PHACTR3
Product: phosphatase and actin regulator 3
Exons: 13
Coding region: 1-1776 (591 amino acids)
Biological process (GO): actin cytoskeleton organization
Molecular function (GO): actin binding
Source: RefSeq, a predicted model, not a curated record